AUGACCUUCUCCGGACUGUUGAGCAAGGCACUCAAGCAAAAUGCCGCCGCCAACUCGGCUGCUGGAGCAACAAAACCCGGUGCAGUCGCCUACGCUACUACGACCACCUCAACGGGAACAACGCAUACGCAGGGCAACGCCAUGGUCUCGCCCAAGUCCGACACCUCCUCUGCCCCUGGUCCGGAUCCAGUAUUAUCCAUCAUGGCUUCAUCACCCUCACUGCCACCACAGCAACAACAACCACCGCAAUCGACAUCAAUUGAUCCAACAGUUCUCUCAGUCGACUCCCGUUCCCCCUCCCCUUCACAAGUGCAGUUGCUAUCAUCACCACCUGCACAACAACCUACAAUCACAAAGCUGGAUAUGAAGCAACCAACACCCCUCUCGCCACCCUCAACCACCCCUUCUUCCCCCUCCGCAACCGGUACUGCCGCCAAGAAGAAGCAGCAACAGCAACAGGUCCUGCAGAACCUGUCUACAGCCCAGAGUGCCUCCUACAGGAAACGCCUCAAUGUCAACCAAGUGUGCGAUUGGUGCCGGUACCGCAAGAUCCGAUGCGAUCGCGAGGCACCCUGCAACUCUUGCCAGCACUCUAAACGGGAGUGUAUUCGGACCCCUCCCGAGGUCCUCCUCAGCAAACUGAUCAACAAGGACGCCGAGGACUUUUCCACCACCACCGAAUCCACAACCACAAACUCUAAAGCGACCAAGAGGAGUAGUCCCGCCGACGAGCAAGACGACCAGACAUCAUCCCUGAAGACGAAAAAGGUCGCUCGUAGCAACAGCAUUUCACCCUCCUCCUCGUCCCACAUCAACGUCGAGCAUAACAACAGCAGCAACAACAGUACCGCAUCCACUACGCUUUCCGCUGCCAUGACCGGUCCCCACCCUCCAUCUGCCAUGGGCUUGUCUCUCUGCGGAGAGCAACCGCAGCAGCCUAUGACGAUUUUGUCAUCAGGAUUUCAGGGGACUCCAAGUAGUCUGCAGGACCAGGAGCAUUUAGAGCGAAUGCGGAGAAUUGAAAUGCUACUCAGUAACGUCAUUCCUGGGGCCGCCGAAUUUAUCGCUCACGGCCACCGCCACAACCACCAGAGAUCCAACAGCUUCUCGGCGGCACCAAGCGCGCAGCACGGACAGCAACAGCACAUUACGUCCCCUAUCUCGCCUGCACAGACUGUAGCAGGAUCCCCUCUUGGUCUCACACCGAUUCAGGACGAUUCUUACAUCGAGCGGAUGAAACGCAUUGAACUCUUAUUGGGAUCUGUCCAGGGCAACAACAAUGCAUUUGUGACCAAACUUUCUUUGGCGGUGCCUCCUUCUACUGCCGGCGCGGAAACCACAGGCAGCAAGUCGAGCAGCGACGACGAUGCCAGGAAGGAGCCGACACCAAUAACAAGGCGGAAAUACAAGGCGACCGGGACCAAAAAAGUUGCCCGGAACAGUGACGGGACCAUCAUCAAAAGACCCCAUGUAGCCGCUGGAUUCGCAGGCCAGAAGCCUCCACCAAAGUUACCCCAGGCCAUUGCUGAGGCUGCAUUGAGGAAGCUGGCCGGGAAGAAGAAGAAGCGUGCCUCUGCUUCUUCUGCUACCAGUGCCUCUGCCGCUGCGACUACUGCUGCGGUAGUAGCUGUUACCCCAGUUGUGGCAGCCGUCCCUGCUGUGACUACAGCUUCUGCAGCCCCCGUUGCCGCCGUGACUGUUGAAGGCGCCCCUGCCAGCCCUGUCUCUACUACCACCACUACGACUUCUCCCGUACAGAGCCCAAUCGUUCCACAACCCAAGGCAGUGGCGCCAACAGCUGUGAUGCUCUCGUCCCCGAGAUCCUUUGGCAUCCCUGCAACCAUCGAGAACCACCACCACCAAAUCCAGGAGAACACCCCACUCUCCUUCAACCAACAGCACCUGCAGCAACAGAAGCAACGCCAACGGCAACAAAAGGACUGCGGACAGGUCCUAGCUAAACAACAACAACAACAACAGCAGCAGCAGCAACAGCAACAGCAACAGCACUCUCGUCCUGGUCGAUUGAACACCCAGCUCCGGACGUCGACCUCGUAUCACCCUCAUCGCCAGCACCAUCAACGGCACACACCAGCACCUCCUUCUUCUUACCUUGGAGGAGGAGGACACCUGGCAAACAUCAGAUCAAUCUCAAUCCCAACAAUCCCACUCUUGAACACCAUGACAUCCUACGAGUCCCUUGUCGUCCCAGCCUGCAAUUCUGCAGAUUCCUCGCCAGCCUCGUCGCCCAGGACAUCGACCACCACCAUCGAGUUCCCUACCUUUGGCGGUAGCAAUGGGUCAUCGGUGUCGGUAUGUGGACUCGGGUCGACAUCGCCCCUGAUACCGAUGAACUUUUCGGGAUAUGACACCGCGUCGUCGCAUUACUCGUUGUUCAACCCUACUACGAUGCACAACGGUGGUGCCGGCGGUGCAGGGGCAGAUUUCUCGAUGGCGUUGAAUAUGACCCACCCUGGCCUUGCUGGUACCAUGGACCAACUCCACUCCCCCAACGAUGGCACCAACAGCCAAGUCCUCUUGCCAUUUGCCACCCACGGAGCAGCAGCAGCACCCAUGUACAACCCCCACUUCCUCCAACAGCAAGCAAUGCACAUCUCUCAAGAUACCAUGCCUCCUUCACCCACAUCCUUGGAAAUGCAGGACUUUACGAAUAGAGCCUUGCAGAUGACAGAGUCUCUUGAGAGCUGGAUGAAUAGUCAACUGAUUCCUUCACUCGACGUCUUCUCCAACAACAGCGAUACCACCCCUCUUCCCUACAUGAAUUCUUCUUUCCUUGCCGAUCCAGGGUUUGGACAGCCCGAGCCCCAGCAGAUGCAGCACCAGCAUCGUCCGUCGAUCCAGCACCAGUACCAGCAAAUGCAGAGCUUCUAUAUCCCCCAAAUGCAAGACGACGAGGAGGAUGACGAUGGUGUUGACGAAGUAUCGCACGAGUAA
Molecule: messenger RNA, 2955 nt
Organism: Linnemannia hyalina
Lineage: Eukaryota; Fungi; Mortierellomycota; Mortierellomycetes; Mortierellales; Mortierellaceae
Source: the annotation of a GenBank genome assembly